Messenger RNA from Condylura cristata (star-nosed mole), 3158 nucleotides. RefSeq names its product pseudouridylate synthase 7 (putative) (gene PUS7). Lineage: Eukaryota; Metazoa; Chordata; Mammalia; Eulipotyphla; Talpidae. The transcript has 17 exons. Gene Ontology annotation, cellular component: nucleus. The record is from RefSeq and is a predicted model, not a curated record. Gene Ontology annotation, molecular function: RNA binding; pseudouridine synthase activity. The coding region runs from base 122 to 2203 and encodes 693 amino acids. Gene Ontology annotation, biological process: pseudouridine synthesis.
UAAUAUCCACUUUAUUCUGUGCAAAGAGCAAAAAAUUCUUCUUUGCCAAGGAGAGGAAAUGGCAAUUACCAGCAAGCAAAAGGACCUAAAGAUUCUUCAACUUCAAAAACAAAUAUGACAGAUGGUACCACAGAGACUAAACGAACGGGAAAAACAGGGGACUGGUUUUCUUAAAUGUUUUCUUGGAGUCUUAAAAAUGGAGAUGACAGAAACAACAGGCAUGUCUCUGAAACGUGGGUCCGUGGCUGUGGAAGAUAAUGACAGUGUGGCCUCAGCUGAGGAGGCAAAAAGACAGAAGAUCUCUGAAUGCUGCCUAACCAAAGGUCAAGACCGGCUAGAGAAUGACUCUCUACCCAGCAGUGAAAAGGUACCCGGGCCACCUGAAGCUGUAAGUGCAGGAGAAGGUCGAAAGAAUUCGAAUGCUCAGUUGGAAGAAGAGGAAGAAGAGGAGGAAGAUGGCCUUUCAGAGGAGGGUGAGGAGGAGGAGGAAGUUGAAAGCUUUGCUGAUAUGAUGAAGCAUGGACUAACUGAACUUGACGUAGGCAUCACAAAGUUUGUAAGUUCUCAUCAAGGAUUCUCAGGAAUCUUAAAAGAAAGGUACUCUGACUUUGUUGUUCAUGAAAUAGGAAAAGAUGGACAAAUCAGCCACUUGGAUGACUUGUCUGUCCCAGUGGAUGACGAGGAUCCUUCAGAAGAUGUAUUUACGGUUUUGACAGCCGAAGAAAAGCAGCGUUUAGAAGAGCUCCAGCUUUUUAAAAAUAAAGAAACGAGUGUUGCCAUUGAGGUUGUCGAGGACACCAAAGAGAAAAGAACUGUCAUCCAUCAAGCUAUCAAAUCUCUAUUUCCGGGAUUAGAGACAAAAACAGAGGAUAGAGAAGGGAAGAAAUACAUUGUAGCCUACCAUGCAGCUGGAAAGAAGGCUUUGGCAAAGGUCAGAACUGCAGCAGAUCCAAGAAAACAUUCUUGGCCAAAAUCUAGGGGAAGUUACUGCCACUUUGUACUGUACAAAGAAAAUAAAGACACCAUGGAUGCCAUUAAUGUCCUGUCCAAAUAUUUAAGAGUCAAGCCAAACAUAUUCUCCUACAUGGGCACCAAAGACAAAAGGGCCAUAACCGUGCAAGAGAUCGCAGUUCUCAAAAUAACUGCACAGAGACUCGCCCACUUGAACAAGUGUUUGAUGAACUUUAAGCUUGGAAAUUUCAGCUAUCAGAAAAACCCUCUGAAAUUGGGAGAGCUUCAAGGGAAUCACUUCACUGUUGUUCUCAGAAAUAUAACAGGAACUAACGAUCAAGUACAGCAAGCCAUGAACUCUCUCAAGGAGAUUGGAUUUAUCAACUACUAUGGAAUGCAAAGGUUUGGAACUACAGCUGUUCCUACCUACCAAGUUGGAAGAGCAAUACUACAAAAUUCUUGGGCUGAAGUCAUGGACUUAAUAUUGAAACCCCGUUCUGGAGCCGAAAAGGGGUACUUGGUUAAAUGCAGGGAAGAAUGGGCGAAGACCAAGGACCCAGCUGCUGCCCUCAGAAAGCUACCUGUCAAAAGGUGUGUGGAAGGGCAGCUGCUUCGAGGACUUUCAAAAUAUGGAAUGAAGAAUAUAGUCUCUGCAUUUGGCAUAAUUCCACGAAAUAAUCGCUUGAUGUAUAUUCAUAGCUAUCAAAGCUAUGUGUGGAAUAACAUGGUGAGCAAGAGGAUAGAAGAAUAUGGGCUGAAACCUGUUCCAGGGGACCUUGUCCUUAAAGGAGCCACAGCCACCUAUAUUGAGGAAGGCGAUGUUAAUGAUUACUCCAUCCAUGAUGUGGUGAUGCCCUUGCCUGGUUUUGAUGUUAUCUAUCCAAAACAUAAAAUUAGUGAAGCCUACAGGGAAAUGCUCACAGCAGAUGAUCUUGAUAUUGACAACAUGAGACACAAAAUUCGAGAUUAUUCCUUAUCAGGAGCCUACCGGAAGAUCAUUAUUCGUCCUCAGAAUGUCAGCUGGGAAGUUGUUGCAUAUGAUGAUCCUAAAAUUCCACUCUUCAACACAGAUGUGGACAAUCUAGAAGGGAAACCACCACCAGUUUUUGCUUCUGAAGGCAAAUACAGAGCUCUGAAGAUGGAUUUUUCUCUUCCUCCUUCUACCUACGCUACCAUGGCCAUUCGAGAAGUGCUAAAAAUGGAUACAAGCAUCAAGAACCAGACCCAGCUGAAUACCACCUGGCUGCGCUAAGUCCUCUGUCCACAGAUAAGAAAAGGCAAAGUGUUUGCUGGCUUUGUGCUCAUUUGACCAACACAUGGAUUUUGGAUCUUCGUAGCAAAAGAUUAUUUGUAUUUUUUCAAGUUUUUAUUAGCUUAAAUAAUUCGCAGUGUUUGUACACAUGUACAAACCUUGAGAAUCCUAAUUCUAGCUCAGAAAAUAUAAAUUGGUCAGAAUAUAUUUCAGGUGCUUAAAUCAUAGCAAAAUGUCAGCUUGACUGGCUUUAUAAUUAUAAAAAAAAGUUUUGGUUGAAAGUAUCAAUUUUAGGUUAUGCUAUAUUCUUGAAAAAAACAGGAAUUUUUAAUGCAUCCAUGAAUGGAACAUAGCACCGUGCAUUUUAAGAGAAAAUGUUCCAAAGUAAUCUGUGGGUAAACAAAUAGAGCACACCCUCCUAUGAAUAUAUAAAACCUGUACUCUUGCUCAUUUAAAUGAAGAUAAAACAUCUAGAGGCUUAUCAGCACAAACUUGAUUAUCAUUAUCUAGCUCAUUAUCUAGCUUACCAGGUUCAGGUAAGUGUUUCUAGAUAUCUAGUUGUAAUAGCUUUUGCAUUUAUAUUAUCUUUGCCUAGCAAGAAAUCCACAUUGAUAGGGUCUUUUAUUCUUGAUGUUAAUAUGUGUAGCUAUUUUUACUAGCUAAGGUCUAAUUUUUACUCUAGGUGCCUUUUAUGUUCAAAAAUCUUUCCACUGGACUGAUAAUUGCCCAAAAGUAAGUAAAAAAGUACAGAAGAAAACUUUCAGUAUUUACAAGGGCUUCUCCCCUCAGCAGCAUUAGUUUGCCACUGUUCGCUUAGGUAGUUUCCAUCUCUGGCACGGCAUAAAACUUUUUCUGGUGUGAAAGGAUAAAUAUGCCUUUCCAAGGGUGUGUGACAUAAUUGUACCAGUUUUUAUUUUUUAUCAUUUCUAGACCAAAUACAAUAAAUAUUUUCUAA